Molecule: messenger RNA, 1848 nt
Organism: Colletotrichum graminicola M1.001
Lineage: Eukaryota; Fungi; Ascomycota; Sordariomycetes; Glomerellales; Glomerellaceae
Product: GMC oxidoreductase
Exons: 8
Coding region: 1-1848 (615 amino acids)
Biological process (GO): secondary metabolite biosynthetic process
Molecular function (GO): oxidoreductase activity, acting on CH-OH group of donors; flavin adenine dinucleotide binding
Source: RefSeq, a predicted model, not a curated record
AUGGCUCACGCUAUGGCAGCAAUGCUGCUCCUUGGAGCGAUUGUUCGUCCGUCCUCUUGUUCCGCUUUUCUCAAGAAACGGGGCGACACCAGCUUGCUGCCUAGUUACGACUACAUUGUUGUCGGCGCUGGUGCCAGUGGACUCACUGUUGCUAACCGACUUUCUGAAGACCAGAGUGUAACUGUCCUUGUCAUUGAGGCCGGUGAACUUGACGCAGGCGAGGAUAUCGUCAAGAUACCCGCGCUUGCGGGAGGGGCUAUUGGAACAAAGUACGACUGGAACACGACCUACGUCGCCAAUGACGCGCUUGGUGGCCGAGUCGUUCCCAUUCCUCAAGGAAAGGUUGUUGGCGGUUCAACUAAACUUAAUCGAAUGGUAUUUGACCGUGGGUCAAAAUCCGAUUACGAUCGUUGGGAAAGUCUCGGGGCUUCGGGGUGGAACUGGGAUACCUUGCUCCCCUACUUCAAGAAGAACGAAAAUUUCACGCCUCCGAUCCCAGAGAUAAAGUCUGAAUGGGAUAUUGAGGUCGACGCCGCCGCACAUGGCAAUAAUGGACUAAUGCAGGUCACUUAUUCACCAUUCUUCUGGCCUACUACCAAGUUCAUGAUUGACGCUGUCAAAGAGCUUGAUAUACCUGUCGCCAAGGACCAGGCAAACGGAGGCCCUAUCGGUGGUUACUUUUGCCCCCACAACCUAGACCCUAAGACAGCGACUCGUUCAUCUGCCAGGGAGGCCUAUUACGACAACUUCACUGGGCGCCAAAACCUCCACCUUCUCACUGGGCGUCAAGUCACAAAAGUGGUCACCGAUGGCGUAGGAGACUGCGUCAAGGCAACUGGAAUAGAAUUCGCUGCCAGUAAAGAUGCGCAGACUCAGACGAUCGGUGCGGACAAAGAAGUCAUUCUUGCAGCUGGAACACUCCACACCCCUCAGAUCCUUCAGGUUUCGGGUAUCGGUGACCCCGCCCUCCACGCGAGCAUCAACGUAUCGACUGUCGUCGAUCUCCCAGCCGUUGGACAGAACCUCCACGACCACGUCUUCUUGGCCGUGGUCAACACAAUCAACACCAGUCUUCCUGUGUACUCAUGGUUGCAGAACAAUGCGACCUUCGCCGCCGAUGCCCGAGCCCAAUACGAUAGCCACCAGAAUGGCCCGUUGAGCUCUCCUACUGGCGAUUUCCUCGCCUUCCUUCCACUUUCCACCUACUCCAAGGCAGGCCAGGCUCUCAGUUCCCAAGCUGCAGCUCAAGAUAGCAUCGCCUUUCUGCCGCCGGGAGCCCCACCUGAAGUUGUGAAUGGAUAUCGGGCACAACACAAGGUUCUUAACGAGCGUCUUCUGGCCAACGACUCCGCUCUUCUUGAGAUGAUCUGGGCAGACGGCACAAUCAUUCUCGGUCUUCAACACCCUUACUCUCGAGGGAGCCUUCGUGCUGCCUCCCCUAGCACCUUUGAUGCCCCCGUCGCAGACUCCGCCUUCCUCAAGAACCCUCUAGAUCUUUCUUUGUUAGUUGAAGGGGUUAAGUUUACCCGCACUCUGGUCGGCACUGAGUCUGUCAAGAGUCUGCAGCCCUUCGAGGUUGUCCCAGGCGCCAAUGUUACCACUGACGAUGCAAUCGCCGACUUUAUUCGCCAGCAGAGUAGCACCCUGUAUCAUCCCGUCGGCACUUGCAAGCUAGGCCCGAGAGAGGAGGGUGGCGUUGUAGACACCGAUCUGAACGUUUACGGCAUUGAGGGUCUGCGCGUUGUCGACGCGAGUAUCAUACCUCUGUUGCCUGCGUCACACCUCAUGACUACGGUUUAUGCUGUCGCCGAAAGGGCUGCAGAUAUCAUCCGAGGCAAGACGGCAUAA